ACCCUCCACCCGUUCACCUGAUGACCUUCACCCCACACCCAGCUUAUAAAACAGUCACGUGGGUAGUUACACAACAUACCCACUCGAGAGUUUAGUCUAUAAAAGAACAGUUUGUAUUCACCUUGCGCAUUCUCUUCCACAAAAGCAGUUUUACGGAGACUUGGAGUCGACCUGUGGACACAAUGGGCCCCCAACUGAUCAUCUUUGCCUGCCUUCUGGCUGUAACAGCUGCCCAGGUAACCGGCUUCGGAGCGUGUCCCCCGGUGGUCUCCCAAAGUAAACUGAAUGCCAGUCAGUAUCUUGGCGACUGGUACGAGAUCUUUGUGUUCCCAAACACCUUCGAGGCGGGUAAAUGUAUUCGCGCCCGCUACUCCCUAAAGGACAAUGGCCGCAUUCGAGUCUUCAAUCGCCAGAUCGAGAAUGGCGUCGAGAAGCAGGCCAUUGGCGAAGCCUUCAUCUCAGACCCAUCCAAGCCUGCACAAUUGUCUGUUAGGUUCACCGAAAGCUCGCCGUACGCGCCCUACUGGGUGGUGGACACCGACUACAAGACCUACUCCCUGAUCUACUCCUGUCAGUCCAUCCUGGGGCUGGCCCGCUUCGAGUUCGCGUGGAUCCUGUCCCGCAACAUGACCCUGCGAGCGUCUAUCGCCGACGGUCUGAAGGGGAAGCUGACUGCCUUCGGCGUCGACGUCCGACACUUUGUCCAGACUGACCAGUCUGGCUGCCCCCCUUAAUCACGUGAUAAGGAUGAAACUUUCUCUUGACUAUAACCUUUUAGUUUUUAUACAGUCAAAUAUGUCUGGUUGAUUGCGUAUGGGUGAGGGUAGGAGGUAGGUGAUGUUGUCCAAAACAUGCAGGACAAAUAAACACACAUUUUGUACCUUCUGAAGCGAAUUAAACACCAGAAAGUUGUUUUA
Pomacea canaliculata is the source of this 917-nucleotide messenger RNA. Its product is annotated as apolipoprotein D-like. Bases 183 to 734 code for a protein of 183 amino acids. The transcript has 4 exons. The record is from RefSeq and is a predicted model, not a curated record. NCBI's taxonomy places the organism in Eukaryota, Metazoa, Mollusca, Gastropoda, Architaenioglossa, Ampullariidae. Gene Ontology annotation, molecular function: lipid binding. Gene Ontology annotation, biological process: tissue regeneration; brain development; lipid transport.